AUGGCUCCCAAGAACCGCGUCAUCAUCGAUUCCGAUCCCGGUAUCGACGAUGUUCUGGCCAUGCUCCUGGCCCUCUCGGCUUCUCCCGAGGAGCUCGAGGUCAUGAUGAUUUCAGUCACAUACGGCAACGUGCCGCUGCAGAGCUGUUUACGCAACGUUGUUGCUCUCUUCCACGUCCUCGAGAAAGAGAUUGCAUGGCGCAAGGAGAAUGGCAAGUCCGAGGGUUUUGAAGCACUGAAGGCUUACAAGCCCAUCGUGGCCGUUGGUGCCGAGCACCCCUUGGAGGACGACGAGCUGGCCGCCGACUACUUCCACGGAAUCGACGGCCUCCAUGGCGUCCACGACGAGCACCCCCACCUGACACCAGAUGAGAGGUGGAAGUCGCUCUUCCACACCGAGGAGAACCUCGACCACGACCCGUCGCCCUUCUCCGAGUACUUCACGCCAGCCAAGCAGGUUGCGCACAAGGAGAUCCUCCGCAUCCUCAAGGAGAACCCCCCCAACACCAUCUCCAUCUGCGUCGUCGGCCCGAUGACCAACGUCGCGCUCGCCGCAGCCGAGGAUCCCGAAACUUUCCUCCGUGUCAAGGAGCUCUGCGUCAUGGGCGGCGCCGUCCACGUCCCUGGCAACAUCACCCCCGCCGGCGAAUUCAACACCUUUGCCGACACCGUGGCGGCCGCCAGGGUAUUCGCCCUGACUUCCCCGACGCCCCGUUCGACGAUGCCGCCCAUCUCGGACAAGCAGUCCACCCUCCCCCCCUACCCGGCCAGGCUGUCAAAAAGGCUCAAGCUGACGCUGUUCCCCCUCGACAUCACCACGCCCCACCUUCUCAACAAGAAUUACUUUACGGAGCGCGUCGAGCCUGUCUUGAAGGCCGGAAGCCCCCUCGGCCAAUGGGUCAACCACUUCAUGUCCAAGACGUUUGAGAAGAUCGAAUCCAUGAGGGGCGACGGCGAGGAGCCCGGCCUCUCUCUGCAUGACCCCCUGACCAUCUGGUACCUGCUGACCCAGUCCGACCCCAAGUGGAAGCCCGUUGCGGAGCCGGAAGACAUCCGUGUCGAGACGUCCGGCCAAUGGACGCGCGGCAUGUGCGUCGUCGACCGCAGAACCCGUGCCAAGUACACCGAGGCAACCCUCGAGACCAACGAGGCCAACGAUGGCGUUGACAUCCUGACGCUGGCCGAGGUCCCUGGCGACGCUGGCGGCUGGCUCAGCACCAGCAGGGGCAACAGGAUCAACAGGAUGCUCGAGUCCCCCGGCGAGGAGCUGUUCGCGCAGGAUCUCAUGAAGAGGAUCUUUGGUUAA
Colletotrichum graminicola M1.001 is the source of this 1305-nucleotide messenger RNA. Its product is annotated as inosine-uridine preferring nucleoside hydrolase. The record is from RefSeq and is a predicted model, not a curated record. Gene Ontology annotation, cellular component: cytosol. Gene Ontology annotation, molecular function: purine nucleosidase activity. NCBI's taxonomy places the organism in Eukaryota, Fungi, Ascomycota, Sordariomycetes, Glomerellales, Glomerellaceae. Gene Ontology annotation, biological process: purine nucleoside catabolic process. The transcript has 4 exons. The coding region runs from base 1 to 1305 and encodes 434 amino acids.